AUGACGUUCCACCAUAAAGACGUGAUAAAGCCUCUGGAUUUGCUCCCACAGUGUUCGUUCGCAUUUGUGUAUCGCCUUCACUCAGUAACUAACCCUGUGCCCAUUCAUUGUAAUUUCAGAGCGAAUUCUAAACAUUACCUCUUGUGGGGCAUUCUUGUCCUAUUCUCUAUUGGUAUAUGGGCGGACGACAGUAAAGACGAGAAGAAGGAAACGAAAUAUGGAACAAUCAUCGGAAUUGAUCUUGGUACCACAUAUUCCUGUGUUGGUGUGUACAAGAAUGGACGAGUAGAAAUCAUCGCUAAUGACCAAGGAAACCGGAUAACUCCAUCUUAUGUCGCGUUCGCUGGAGACACAGGAGAACGUAUGAUCGGUGAUGCUGCCAAAAACCAGCUUACCAUUAAUCCAGAAAAUACUGUGUUCGACGCUAAACGACUCAUUGGACGAGAUUUCACCGAUAAGACUGUUCAGGAUGACAUCAAACUCUGGCCAUUCAAGAUCGUCGACAAGAACAACAAGCCACAUGUUUCACUGAAUGUUGGUAAAGGAAACCAAGCAGUUCACCCCAGAAGAGAUAUCGGCCAUGGAAACCGGAUAACUCCAUCUUAUGUCGCGUUCGCUGGAGACACAGGAGAACGUAUGAUCGGUGAUGCUGCCAAAAACCAGCUUACCAUUAAUCCAGAAAAUACUGUGUUCGACGCUAAACGACUCAUUGGACGAGAUUUCACCGAUAAGACUGUUCAGGAUGACAUCAAACUCUGGCCAUUCAAGGUAAUUGUUCCGAACUCUCUGUUGACAUCACAUCUAGAGAAGAUGAGGCGUGAUCCAAGUGAACGAAACAUCCUUGUGUUCGACUUGGGAGGUGGUACAUUCGAUGUUUCAAUGCUUACCAUUGACAACGGCGUUUUCGAAGUGUUGGCUACUAAUGGAGAUACUCACCUUGGAGGAGAAGAUUUCGACCAGCGUGUCAUGGAGUAUUUCAUCAAGCUGUACAAGAAGAAAACCGGCAAAGACCUGCGAAAGGAUAAUCGUGCCGUGCAGAAACUCCGUCGUGAAGUUGAAAAAGCGAAGAGAGCCCUUUCAACCCAGCAUCAGACAAAGGUUGAGGUGGAAUCAAUCAUGGACGGUGAAGAUUUCUCUGAAACUCUAACUCGGGCCAAAUUUGAAGAAUUGAACAUGGAUCUGUUCCGCGCAACGUUGAAGCCCGUACAAAAAGUGCUCGAGGACUCGGAUCUCAAGAAGGAUCAAGUUCACGAGAUUGUUCUUGUUGGCGGUUCAACACGUAUACCAAAAGUUCAGCAACUGAUCAAAGAUUUCUUCAACGGAAAAGAGCCAUCACGUGGUAUCAACCCUGAUGAAGCUGUCGCAUAUGGAGCUGCAGUUCAAGCUGGAGUAAUCAGUGGUGAAGAAAACACUGGAGAUAUCGUUCUUCUUGACGUGAACCCACUCACACUCGGAAUUGAAACAGUGGGAGGUGUGAUGACUAAGCUGAUCACUCGUAACACCGUCAUCCCUACAAAGAAAUCGCAGAUCUUCUCUACCGCUGCGGAUAACCAACCGACUGUUACAAUUCAGGUAUUCGAAGGAGAACGUCCAAUGACGAAGGAUAAUCACGAACUCGGCAAAUUUGACCUCACCAAUAUUCCUCCAGCACCUCGAGGAGUUCCGCAAAUUGAGGUAACCUUCGAAAUCGACGUCAAUGGAAUUCUUCACGUAACCGCAGAGGAUAAGGGUACCGGAAACAAGAACAAGAUCACUAUCACCAACGAUCAAAAUCGACUCAGCCCCGAAGACAUUGAACGAAUGAUCAACGAUGCUGAGAAGUUCGCUGAAGAUGAUAAGAGAGUCAAGGAACAAGUAGAGGCACGCAACGAGCUGGAAUCCUACGCAUAUUCGCUGAAGAAUCAGAUUGGUGACAAGGAAAAACUAGGUGGAAAGCUAGAUGAUGCUGACAAGAAGACGUUGGAAGAAGCCGUUGAUGAAACUAUUAAAUGGCUCGAAAGCCACCGUGACGCGACCACUGAUGAGCUCAAGGAGCAGAAGAAGGAACUGGAAAGCAAAGUUAUGCCAAUAACGAGCAAGUUGUACAAAGAUGCGGGAGGCGCUGGUGCAGGAGCUGGAGGCGAAGAACCCAAGGAUGAACUUUAA
This is a messenger RNA of Cooperia oncophora, 2145 nucleotides long. Lineage: Eukaryota; Metazoa; Nematoda; Chromadorea; Rhabditida; Trichostrongylidae. The record is from the annotation of a GenBank genome assembly.